UAUAACUUGAAUCGGCGGUACAAUAACAUGUUUUGAAGAAUUUUUCACGAAAUUUAACGAAUGAUACAUUAACUUUAAAAGAAAAAUCUCCGAAAAUGGUGCGAACAUCCAACAGAUUAGCACGCAUUGCGAGUGGUGGAUCAACCAAUUCUGGAGAAAAAGGUUCUAAUAUAUCUUUUAGAAGAAGCAGAUCGAAUUCAUCUUCACCCAGCAGCAUUCAUUCUAGCCCGAGCGAUAAUUUGGGUAAUAAAACAGACAACCCUACAUUCAUUAGAAAAAGUAAACGAAAAAUUUGUACUCAAGCUAAAAAUGAUGAAAAUGGGGUAAAUCACAGUGGAACGAUUUUUAUAAGAGGAUUUUAUAUAACCAAAAAGGAUAUUGAAGAAGCCGGUUGUAGCAAACAUAGCCAAUAUGUACCUCAACCGCGAGAUGAAUUAGAAUAUAAUAAAGAGAAUUUUGAAAAUAAUGAGCAGCUUAAUAAGAGAAUUCCAAUGUGUGUUAACCCAACUAAAACAGUUAAAAGAAUGAAAUCCAAUAUUUACAAAAAUCUCGCUAAAUUUGAAACUCUGGGACGAGGUGGUGAAAAAGCUAAUACAGAGACUAAUUCUGAUAUGUUAACAGAGUGAUUUUAAUGUUCUUGUUCCUUAAAUAAUAUUUAUAAUUAUGUUUGAUUAAUUAGUGUUCUAGUCUUUAAUAAAAAAAGUUCUAAAAUUG
Onthophagus taurus is the source of this 714-nucleotide messenger RNA. RefSeq lists its product as uncharacterized. The record is from RefSeq and is a predicted model, not a curated record. Lineage: Eukaryota; Metazoa; Arthropoda; Insecta; Coleoptera; Scarabaeidae.